Messenger RNA from Staurois parvus, 1122 nucleotides. The record is from the annotation of a GenBank genome assembly. NCBI's taxonomy places the organism in Eukaryota, Metazoa, Chordata, Amphibia, Anura, Ranidae.
AUGUGUUCUGUCAUGGGUGACGACCUUAAUGAUUCAGUUGCUACAUGCUGGAAGACAGUACUAUACAAUGUUCUUAUUGGAGUAGCUCUUGUUCUAAUCAUCAUCAUCACUAUAUGCGGCAACGUGAUAGUUUGUUUGGCUGUGGGAUUUGACCGAAGACUCCGUAGUUUGACAAACUGCUUUAUUGUCUCCCUGGCUAUAACAGACCUUUUGUUGGGUAUUUUGGUGCUACCAUUUUCAGCCUUGAACUUGUUACAUGAAGAAUGGCCUUUUGGAUCUACCUUUUGCAACAUUUACACCAGCUUGGAUGUCAUGUUAUGUACAGCUUCCAUUCUGAACCUCUUUAUGAUUAGUUUAGACCGCUACUAUGGAGUCACAGCUCCUCUGCGCUACUCCAUGCUUGUCACCCCAGGUCGUGUUGGCAUAGCUAUGGGUUUGAUAUGGGUAGUUUCUCUGAUGGUCUCAUUCCUUCCUAUACAUCUUGGGUGGAAUACAAAAGAUAAAACAAUCCAAAACUCUAGAGGUGAUGACAGCAAAGAAUGCAAAUUGGAGUUGAAUAAGGAGUAUGUAUUAGUGGAUGGUGUACUGACGUUCUACCUACCUUUAAUCAUCAUGUGUCUUAUGUACUAUAGAAUAUUCAAGAUUGCCAGAGAGCAAGCUAAAAGAAUUAAUCAUGCCAGCUGCUGCAAUGCCGUCAGUCCUACACUACCUACAGUUCGGGAGCAUAAAGCUACUGUGACACUUGCAGCUGUGAUGGGUGCGUUCAUCAUUUGCUGGUUUCCCUAUUUCACUGUUUUCACUUAUGAAGGAGUAAAUGAUAUUGAAGUAGAUGAAACUGCUUUCUUAAUAGUACUGUGGUUAGGCUAUGCAAACUCUGCUCUAAAUCCAAUUCUGUAUGCUGCUUUGAAUAGAGACUUCCGUACAGCUUACCAACGACUUCUACACUGUAGGCGUGUGGGCCCCUUAAGCCAUGAGACCCCUCUAACCCUGCUCCAUAUACGCCGCUCAGAAGAAAGGACUCUACAGGUCAUGGAAAACUUGCAGGGGGACAAGACACACAAUAUUCAAGAAAGCAAUGGAAAAGAAUUUAGCCCCUUCAUCAAAAAUGUAGCAGAAAGGUAA